AUGAAGUUCUUGUGGGCUGUGCUGCUCACCACGCUCUGCGUUGCCGCCUCCCUGGCGCACUGCAUCUACACCAAGCUGAAGAAGGCUCGUCGUCGGAGCGAGGAUGCACGUCCGAAUGGCCUCUGCGUAAUUUCCAACCCAGAGAAUGCCAAGAUCGUCGCCGUUCAUGGCCUCGGUACACACCCCGAACGAACAUGGGAAGCGUUGCCCCCUCGAUCUAAAGAUUCUACCGAAAAGACACAACCUGUACACCUGUUGAGACAUUUCUUGAAGGAGGAUUUCCCUGAAGCGAGAAUUCUAUUGCACGCACAUAAUUCCGACUGGAUGAUCAACGCACCCAUCAAGACUGCGCGACAGAUUGGCGAGCAGCUGGUUGCCGAGCUUACGGAACAUCUUUCAAAGCACUUGUGCUUGCCCAUUGUGUUCAUCGGCCACAGCUUCGGAGGUAUCAUCAUCAAAGAGGCUCUAUGCGCACACGGGGAGAGGUCAUCCGAUAUAAUUGACAACACCCAUGCCAUCAUAUUCCUUGGAACUCCCCACCUAGGAUCGCCGCUAUCAGUCAUCGGUGCCACCGUGACGGCUAUGACCAGCGUGCUGGGUUCCAGUAACACACUUCUUCUCAUGCUGGGGCAUAGAAACGAUCAACUUUUGGAUCUGGAGAGACGGUUCAACAGCUUGAUCAAACUUAAAGAUGCCCGGCGGGGCAAAACCGAGCUGCUGGCUUUUAGCGAGGCCAAGCCUUUGACACUUGGCUGGCUCUCCUUUGGGUUGUAA
Verticillium nonalfalfae is the source of this 774-nucleotide messenger RNA. It is a transcript of the gene FBXW9, whose product is annotated as F-box/WD repeat-containing protein 9. NCBI's taxonomy places the organism in Eukaryota, Fungi, Ascomycota, Sordariomycetes, Glomerellales, Plectosphaerellaceae. The coding region runs from base 1 to 774 and encodes 257 amino acids. The transcript is spliced from 5 exons. The record is from RefSeq and is a predicted model, not a curated record.